UCAAACUUUUUCUGUGGCUUUUAAAGAUUCAAAUGCUUCCAUUGAUCUCAACUACUAGCUCCAGUUCUGAAUCUUAUCAUCCUCUUCCACCCUAAACAAGUUGUUGUGAAUGGCUAGCAAGGAACAAGAUGAUCAGUCUCAAUCAGAUGUUGCUCAUGAUCAUGAAUCACAAACAACUCCAAAACAAGGAGGUUGGAUCACAUUUCCCUUCAUCAUAGGGAAUGUAUUUGGGAUGUCAUUGAUAUUCAGUGGAACCAUGGGGAACUUCAUAGUAUAUCUGAUAAAACACUACAACUUCAAGAGCAUAGACGCAGCUCAGCUCUUCAACAUCAUCAAUGGCUCCUCCAGCUUCUCACCCUUGCUCGGCGCCAUCAUCUCCGACUCCUUCUUCGGCUGCCUCCCCGUCAUCACCUUCUCUACAGUAGCCUCUCUCUUUAGUAUGAUCUUACUCACACUCACAGCCGGAAUCAAAGCAUUUAGACCAACAAACUCGCACACUGCGGCGAGCAGUGGCCAACUAGCACUUUUAUACACAGCCUUAGCCUUACUCGUUGUGGGGACUGGUGGCUCACGGUUCAACACAAUGACCAUGGGAGCUGACCAGUUGAGCAAUGUGGAUGAUCAAAACAUCUUCUUCAAUUGGUACUUUAUAGUUUUCUACAUGGCAGGAGUCAUUGGAAACACUGUUAUUACCUACAUUGAAGAUAGCAUUAGCUGGGAGCUUGGAUAUGGGAUUUGUUCAGCAGUGAAUGCUCUGGUUGUUCUGUUUAUGCUUCUUGGAGUGAAGUAUUAUCGUCGGCCAGGGAUGAAAGAGAACCCAUUUACGGCAAUUGUACGUGUCAUUGUGGCUGGGAUUAGGAAGAGAAAGCUUACAUUGCCGGCGGAGACAGAGACAGUGACUUACUACCACCGGCCAUCGGAGAAAGCUGAUCAACCACCUUCUCAAACUUUCAGGCGAGAUUAUUGUUAUCUUGGUUUCUUCUUAAAAUACCAUUGAGAUUUCUUGAUUUGUGGACAGAUUGUUGGACUGUGUUUGCAGGAUUAUGAUUGCAUUCUUGUUGAAGAUCAGCUAAAGACCUGAAGAGAAGUUUGGAGAGAGUUCGAGAGCAACUUGGAAGCUGGGUACGUGUAUGGUGAUAGAUUGUUUUGGUUGUCAUGUAAUGAAAAGUUAGUGUCAUGUGUCUUGUUACAUUUAAUAUAUUUUGUACUAGUUAUGGAAGUGGGUCAGUGCAUGAUAUGAGAUAUAUAUGUUUACUUUGAAAUGAAAAUCAAGGUAGAGAAAGCAUUGUCUGGAAAAAGGCAGCUCUCUGUUCUUAGCGUGUGAGUGUUAAGACCUUGUGUUUUUCUUCUCCACUAAUUUUAGAGAAUCACAUCCUUUGAUCUGAGUUUAUUUUUGUCAUCAAACUGGUAUCAGAGCCUAGGUUGAAGGAAUAUAUCACUCUCCAGAAAAGCAGCAAGGUGGCAAGCUGUGAUUGAGAUCAAUGGCUACAUCAUCUUCUUCAGAAGUUUCUCUUCCAACUCUUCCUAUCUUUAAGGGAGAGGGUUAUGAGAGGUGGAGUGUUAAGAUGAAGACACUUUUUCGGUCUUUAAAAUUAUGGAAGGUAGUUGAAGAUGGAGUCUUGACUACUGGUACAGAAACUCAGCAAGAAGAAAGCCAACAAGCAGAUGCACGAGCCAUGUAUAUCAUUCAGCAAUCUGUGGAUGACGCUAUAUUCGAUAGAAUUCAAGACCUUGCAACUGCUAAAGAAGCCUGGGAGUUGAUUCAGAAGCUUUAUCAUGGCCCUUCAAGAGUGGUGUCUAUUAGAAAGCAAACUUUAAGACAAAGGUUUGAAGUGUUGCAAAUGAAGGAAUCUGAGGAUAUUCAAGAGUACAUUAAAAGGGUAAUCACAAUUGUUAAUCAAAGUAAAAGCUUGGGCUAUCAAAUCUCUAAUGAGGAUGUAGUAUCUAAAAUCCUUAGGAGUUUGACUCCGAGGUAUGACAUGUGCGUCACAGCCAUUGAGGAAGCCAGGGACAUAGCUGAGAUGAGCUUGGAAGAAUUGACAGGUUCUCUUCAGGCCCAU
Messenger RNA from Dioscorea cayenensis subsp. rotundata (Guinea yam), 2060 nucleotides. RefSeq names its product protein NRT1/ PTR FAMILY 2.3-like. Lineage: Eukaryota; Viridiplantae; Streptophyta; Magnoliopsida; Dioscoreales; Dioscoreaceae. The transcript is spliced from 3 exons. Gene Ontology annotation, molecular function: transmembrane transporter activity. The record is from RefSeq and is a predicted model, not a curated record. The coding region runs from base 110 to 997 and encodes 295 amino acids. Gene Ontology annotation, biological process: transmembrane transport. Gene Ontology annotation, cellular component: plasma membrane.